UCAAGCCCAAAAGAAACAAGAUGAGAACAAAAACAUUGCAGCAACGUGGGACAGCAGCCCAACAAGCAGCAAGGAAAAAGCUUGAGUGUACAGUCAUUAAGCAUGACCAAGGCAGAGCAGCCAGCAGGCUCAAGAGAAAGCAAAACACAGAAAGGCUGAGACGGAUGCAUAAAUGCCCAUCCAGUUUCAAGCAGCAGCAACAUUCAGAAUAG
This is a messenger RNA of Ilex paraguariensis (yerba mate), 212 nucleotides long. NCBI's taxonomy places the organism in Eukaryota, Viridiplantae, Streptophyta, Magnoliopsida, Aquifoliales, Aquifoliaceae. The record is from the annotation of a GenBank genome assembly.